UUAUAUUGCAUUUAUUAUUUUUUAUUUUUAGUUCAAUGCGGGAAAGUACCAAGGUAAAUGGUAAUAUAGCGGAAGAUGUAAAAAUAGUUGAGUAAUAAUUGAAGAACAUUCCAAGAGCAGCAAACGGAGGGAAACGAACUCUACUUGAACAGCAAAGAGCGCCAAUAAAAUAUAUGUCCAGCUUAGUUAGUUAUCUACACUUAAAUGAUAAACAUGCUGUUAUCGUAUAUGCUAAAAAAAUACGUAUAGCUAAGAGAAACUGAGAGAGAGAGAAAACGGGAGCACGUUGUGUUAAGAGCGAAUAGUGGGCGAUGUUUUAAGAAAGCUCUCACGCGUCAGCUGUGCUUGAUUCAGUGGCUGCUCACCAGUUGCCUGGAAAACUUUCCGUUAAGAAUACUCGCAUAGCGCAGAAGAACGAAAACAUCAACAACAACAGCAACAACAGAGAAAGUGACUGUCAAUAGCAAAGCGAAUAACAAUUGAUUGGAAGUAAACAGUUACUCUCUAUGGCUAUGUGGUUACAACGUUUACGACUCUCACGCGCUGCCGCUGCCGCUGCUGCUGCAACGCGUCAAAGUUUGCGAAGCUUUGCCGCUGCCAGCAAGCAUAACAACAGCAACGAUAACCUUGAGGCUUCUUCCAUAGAUGAACGUCAUCCGCUGCGAGGCGUGCGUAUAUUAGAUCUCACGCGCAUUGUCGCUGGACCCUAUUGCACGAUGGUGCUGGCUGAUCUGGGCGCCGAGGUGAUAAAGGUGGAGCGUCCCCAUUUUGGGGAUGAAGCGCGCAAAUGGGGACCGCCGUUUCUUGAGGAGUGCGGCGAUGCGGCCUAUUUUCUAGCGCCCAAUCGCAACAAGCAGAGCGUUUGCAUUGAUCUCAAGCGGGGCAAGGAGCUGAUGAGACAGCUGGUUGACAAGUGCGAUGUGCUGGUGGAGAACUAUGUGCCCGGCACACUGGAACGCUACGAUCUUGGCUAUGAGCAGCUGCGACAGCUGAAUCCCCGUUUGAUCUACUGCACCAUCAGUGGCUAUGGGUCGGUGGGUCCCUAUGCCAAGUGUCCGGGCUACGAUGUGAUUGCCUCCUCUAUGGGCGGCCUGCUGCAUAUAACGGGCGAACGUGACGGACCGCCCAGCAAGGUGGGCGUGGCAGUUACAGAUGUGGCAACGGGUUUAUAUGCGCACGGCGCCAUUCUGGCCGCCCUGCUGCAGCGGGAGCGCACACAGCGCGGUCAGAAGAUCGACGUGAACCUGCUGUCCACGUGCUGCUCGCUGCUGAUCAAUGUGGCCAGCAACUAUCUGAACGCCGGCACAGAGGCCAAGCGCUGGGGCACAGCCCAUUCCAGCAUUGUGCCCUACCAGAGCUUCAAGACGGCCGAUGGCUACCUGACCCUGGGCGCCGGCAGUGAUGCCCAGUUCGUGGAGCUGUGCAGCCGUCUGAACAUUGAGCCAGUGUCGCUCGAUGUCAAAUUCAAGACCAACAAGGAUCGCGUAAAGAAUCGCGAAGAGCUAAUCAAUCUGCUGGCCAAGAUCUUGGCACGCGACUCGUCCAAAAACUGGAUGCGCCUCUUUGAGGGCGCCUCCUUUGUGGUGGGCCCCGUCAACAGUAUACGCGAGGUGUUCGAGGAUGAGCACGUCCAGGCCAUAGGCCUGGUCAAGACUCUGCCACAUCCGCGCGAUGGCAGCGUCAAGGUCGUGGGUCCCCCAGUCGUGUACAGUGAAGCACGCAACGAUGCACGCACUGCUCCACCCAUGCUCGGAGAGCACACAGACGAAGUGCUCACCAAACUUCUGGGCUAUGGAGCUGAGCAAAUUGCAGAGCUUCGCAGUCAGCGCAUCAUUCAGUAAAGGAUGCCAUACCCAGAAUCGUAUUAUACUACAAAGUAUACCCACAGAGCUUUCUAGCAUGAAAUGGAAUUUCAGUAAAGAGCUUAAAGCAUAGUUCACAUGCCUUACGUCCAUCAGGAAAACAGCUCACAAAAAAUGUACAUUCAUUAAGAAAAAUAUUUUUGUAUCUUUAUAGCUUUACAUUAAAGUCGAACAUUUACGGACUACACUGUGCCGCUUAACACUUGAUCUCUACAAAUAGCCGAAUCUAUCUAGAUAUAUUUGAAGCUGAGUGACUAAAGCUUAAAAG
Messenger RNA from Drosophila hydei, 2130 nucleotides. Its product is annotated as succinate--hydroxymethylglutarate CoA-transferase. NCBI's taxonomy places the organism in Eukaryota, Metazoa, Arthropoda, Insecta, Diptera, Drosophilidae. Gene Ontology annotation, molecular function: catalytic activity. The transcript has a single exon. The record is from RefSeq and is a predicted model, not a curated record. The coding region runs from base 507 to 1841 and encodes 444 amino acids.